AUGGCGCCACCUUGUGGAACGUGUUCGCGGGCCAGGGAGAUCGCCAUGAGCACCUCUCGCUACGGACCAAGACCUCUCCGUUCGGAUGAUUUCCCAGACGGACUGCCGCAUCUACUUGAUCACGAAGCAGAACGUGUGAAGAAAGCAAACGAGCUGUACAAACUUGUGACUCAAGUGUGCAUUAGAUGCACGGACAAGCAACUCCCCUGGACGGUGGAGAACCCCUUCUCCUCCUUGUUCUGGCGAACCUCUUUCUGGACCGAGGCGCAAUCUCGGUGCAAUCCGAGAUAUGUGCAAUUUCAUUCGUGCAUGUAUGGAAGCGAUCGCAAGAAGAACACCGCUCUGGCCUUUUUCGGCAAAGUGCCUCUGGACAGACUCCAUGCUGAAUGUGACAACAGCCACGCUCACAAAUCAUGGGGAUGGUCCCAUGAGGACCAGACCUUCUCCACUUCUUUGGAGUCGGCGUACCCGGCCAAACUGUGCAAGCAAGUGGCUCAUGCUGUCAAGGAUGCCUGCGAGGCAGACAAUUUUGUCAUGGAACCUCUAGACAUGUUGCGGGCAUCGCAACUGCCGCUUGCGGCAGAGAAAGUCUCAAGAGCAAUGGCAUCCGAGGGUACCACGAAGUCCAAUCUACCCAACUUCGUUCCAGAAUACCGGGUGAUUCUCAAGGCAUUCAUUCCGAGAUCUUCCUGUACGUGGCGCAUCAAGGAUUUCAUCGAGCACCCUUUGAUCACCCCGCAGGUCACCAUUCCCGAAGGCUCCCGUCUGCUGGAAAUCUCUCCCAGAACAGAAGGGGAGAACUCCACGAUUCCAGCAGAAGCGGACACAAUCUGCACAUUUGGAGUGCCUUGGAGCCCCGGCGAGUUCCUGAAGGAAGCGGCGGGAAGAGGACACCCAGCCGACGCGAUCUCGACAGUGCCUGAACCACUGAAAAGAUCCAUUUGGGAACUUGCGGCUGACGAUCCAUCGGCGGUCGCUGAAAGGCGAGCGUCCUUCUUCCGCAAAUGGAUGUCGGUUGCUUCGGAGCUCUACGAAGAGGAAAAGGCCUUGAAGGACUCGAUGGACGAGGGAGUAAGGUCGGUAGUAAAGGACAAGAAGAUCCUGCUCUUCAAGGAGAUGGUGAACGCAUACGAGCUGAACGAUGCUGAAGCACACAAACUCUUGGAAGAAGGUGUUGACCUUACGGGCGAAAUUCCGAUGUCGAACGACCUGCCCAAGAGGUACACCCCGGCCACGAUCCAUGAGAGCGAGCUCGAAGCUCUUGCUCCGGUCCUCAAGGAUGCAGCGCUCUCAAGGGCUCUUGGAGCCGCGGAGGGCCUAUCCAAGGAAGUGUGGGAGAAGACCAUAACGGAAGUUUCGAGGGGAUGGCUCAAGGGACCCAUGGAGCCUGAUGAUGCCGAUGCGCCCUCGGUCGUGUCUAAUCGCUUUGGGGUUAAGCAGAGGGACAAGGUACGGUGCGUCGACGAUAUGUCGGCUAGUUUGAUAAACGCUACCACCUUCGCGGAGGAAAGGAUAUCUCUUCAUUCCGUAGAUGUCAUGGCUUCCGCUGUGGUUGAGUGGUGCGACGCCAGAGACGCCGCGCAGAGGCCUCGCGACUUGACCGCUAAGAGCUUCGAUCUUAAGUGGGCCUUCAAGCAGAUGGCAGUGUCGGCGAGCUCCAGAGACAGGGCGGGACUAGUCAUCAAGGACCCGUCUGGCUGCCCCAAGGUCUUUACAUCGCUGGCCCUGCCCUUCGGGCCCGCCCUGGAGAAGAGCUCGGACCUGGCUGCAAGGUCCCUCUUCGAUAUCCUUGGAUGGGUGUAUGACACCUCUGGCGAGAAAAACACGGUCUUCGGUAGGACACUACACGCUCUAGGAGUCAGCGUCAACCUGAGACAUCUCACCAAGGGAUCGCUACUCAUCAGCAACACUGAGGCAAGAAUCAGUGAGCUCGUGAGCGAGCUCUCAAACAUUCUCGACAGGGGAAGAAUAUCGAGAUCCGAGGCCAGGCACAUGGCGGGGCGAAUGAGUUUCGCCGGAGGGCAAAUCUUCGGUCGACUCCCGAAGUCCUGUCUUAAAGUAUUCUACUCCGUUUUGGAACGGAACUCUACCGCAAUUGACGGAAGCAUCUCCGCAGCACUUCGGAUGUACAUUGACAUCGCUCAGUUCGCCCCAGCGAGGACGAUUCUCCUGGGUCAGAGGCCCUGCGUCUUUAUAUACACUGACGCGUCCCUGGAACCGACUAAGGAAGGAAACGUCGCGGGAAUAGGCGGAGUCCUGUGCGGACCCACUGGAGAGCCCCUGAGGUUCUUCUCGUACUUCCCUAGCUCAGCUGAGCUUGCUGAGGUGGGAAUAGACCUAGAGUCUAAGUGCAUCUUCUUGCUCGAGUUGGCUGCAGUCUGCUUGGCGUUCAAGGCUUGGGGCGAGGCCCUCAGAGGAAUGAGAGUCGUAUGCUACUGUGAUAAUGAAGGCGCCAAAGCCUGCCUUAUGACUGGAGCAAGCGCUAACAGAGUCGCAAACGACUUGCUGAAGCAUCAAGCCGCAUAUGAGCUCAAGACGGGGACUGUACCCUGGAUCGCGAGAGUCCCGUCAAAAUCGAACAUCGCGGAUGAACCCUCGAGAGUUAGGAUCGAGGCUCUCCCAGACUUUCCCGACGCAGUACGGUCCACGGUAAGCGUCGAUCUUAUAAAAGAUGGGGAAAGUUCUCUCCGCUUUCAGUGA
Molecule: messenger RNA, 2700 nt
Organism: Symbiodinium sp. CCMP2592
Lineage: Eukaryota; Dinophyceae; Suessiales; Symbiodiniaceae
Source: the annotation of a GenBank genome assembly